CUGGCCAGACUGUUCCUGCCUUGCCAAACGGCUCUGAGGCUGACAGCUGCUGACUGCCUCACAGAGAGAAGAUGAAGUAGCUACAGAGAACAACAAGGAGGACAGUUUCUUCAGGAAGAGGGAGUAAUAAGCGCUGCCUGCUGUGACUUUAUAACGAAAGGGAGAGGGAGAGGAACAAUGUCCUAGAGGAGGAGGAGUUGUUUGGACAGAACUGAACGGCCUGCAGGGCCACUACUGACAGGACGAGCCGGUCUAGCCUACCGCUGCGCGCCCGUGACGGUCGGUAUUCCAGCUGUUUCUGUGGGAAACCUCUGGGGAGAUUACUCAGGAUGCAAGCAUCAGCUCUGGAUAACCGUUAAACGGCGAAGGCAAAAGCCUUACAGCUGCAGCAUCCGAGAAAGACCGGUGUGCGUGCGCGCGCGCAUGCAACAGAGCGUGUGUGUGUGUGUGUGAGUGCGUGUGUGUGCGUGAGUGCGUGUUUGUGUGUGUCACCAUGAGUCUUGUGUCGGGCUUUCCUCACCACACGGUCAUGCACCACCACGACAGCCAUCACUACUCCCUGCACGCUGCCACGGCCGGUCGGUGUCACGAGGAGACCGGUGCUCCUCCUUACUUCACGAGCUGGCUCAUAAGCCACGCGGACAUGUCUCCCACUGAGUACAGCCUCGCGCCCGGCUACAGCCCAGAGUACCAUGGCAACAGCGGCGGCGGGUCUACGGGCGGCCUGGAUCCCCACCAUCACCAUCACCACCACUACGGACCCGGCGGCUUGGUUCCAGGGGCCGGCACCAUCUCAGUGAACGGAGCUACGGUCGGUAUGCACCACCACCACCACACACACCCACGGACGGUGAAGCGGAGACCCACGGCCAACCGUAAGGAGAGGCGGCGGACCCAGAGCAUUAACUCGGCCUUUGCGGAGCUGAGGGAGUGUAUCCCCAACGUCCCGGCCGACACUAAGCUGUCCAAGAUCAAGACUCUGCGGCUGGCCACCAGCUAUAUCUCCUACCUGAUGGACAUCCUGGACAAGGACGGACAGCACGGAGACACGCAGGCUUUCAAGGCCGAGCUGAAAAAGACAGAGGCUCGGGAGGAGCGGAGGAAGAGAGAGGCGGUGGAGAUCCCUAAGACGACUUCAUCAUCAUCACCUUCAUUCUCAUCGUUGUCCUCCUCAUCAGCGGGCGACAGGAAGAGUAAAGGACGGACAGGGUGGCCUCAACAUGUCUGGGCUCUGGAACUCAAACAGUAGCGCCUCCCUCCCUCGCGCAGGUUAACAGCACUCCCUUGCUCCUCCAGCCUUGUCCUGCAGAAGAGUGAUGGGACAGUACUGACGCGCUCUGAUGAACUGUAAUGGCUGCCAUCAUCGUAUCUCUGGACCUUGAGGCUGUCAACUUCCCACAGAACAGUGGACGCUGUAUAAACUUUUAUAGCUGUGUUCACUUUUUUUUGGAGUAGAUUUAUAACUCCCCCACCUUUCAUCAGCAGAGACGCUUUCCGUGGCUUUGUGCUGUGUAAGGGUUUGACCUUGAACCCUGAUUUCCUCUUUAAAGUUUACCUCGAGAAAAAAACCCCACUAAUCACAGAU
Molecule: messenger RNA, 1585 nt
Organism: Seriola dumerili (greater amberjack)
Lineage: Eukaryota; Metazoa; Chordata; Actinopteri; Carangiformes; Carangidae
Gene: hand2
Product: heart and neural crest derivatives expressed 2
Exons: 2
Coding region: 494-1249 (251 amino acids)
Biological process (GO): heart development; regulation of transcription by RNA polymerase II
Molecular function (GO): RNA polymerase II transcription regulatory region sequence-specific DNA binding; protein dimerization activity; DNA-binding transcription factor activity, RNA polymerase II-specific
Source: RefSeq, a predicted model, not a curated record